Molecule: messenger RNA, 3422 nt
Organism: Lampris incognitus (smalleye Pacific opah)
Lineage: Eukaryota; Metazoa; Chordata; Actinopteri; Lampriformes; Lampridae
Gene: afap1l2
Product: actin filament associated protein 1-like 2
Exons: 19
Coding region: 249-2891 (880 amino acids)
Biological process (GO): inflammatory response; positive regulation of DNA-templated transcription; positive regulation of epidermal growth factor receptor signaling pathway
Cellular component (GO): cytosol
Molecular function (GO): SH2 domain binding; SH3 domain binding
Source: RefSeq, a predicted model, not a curated record
GGGGGUGCGGCACCUCUUACAAGGAAGAGGAGAGCGCUGUUGCUCCGCCGAGCUCCACUCUGUCCGCAGCGCUUCAUCGCCGCGAAAGGCUGCGCGACUUUUCGCUAGGUUGCGUUUUCUCCGCCCGUCAACCAUCUAAAAAAAAAAAAAAAAAAAACCCACUCUGGAUUCGGGUUUUUCCUCCUUUCCUCUCAGAAAGGGAGACGUGUGGAUACGGAGAACCCGCUGUCACUUCGUCGUGCGCGCGAAUGGAGAAGCACAAAGUGCUGGACCAGCUCCUGGCGGAGCUCCAUCGGUUCCUGUUCGUUCUGGACAAGGAGAACCUGAGUGGGAAUGCCACCAUCCAUAAGGGCUUGCUCACUGAUCUCCUCCAGUCCUACAGGACCUGCAAUGGGGGAGACGAGGAGUACAUCUACAUGAACAAAGUCCUUGUAACUGGAAAGGAAGACGAGAGCAAAGAUGAUGCAUCAAGCGCCCUGGCCAAUGGGAAAUCGGGAAAAUACGUUCCGGCCCCGCAGAAGAGUCUGCCAGACCUGCCACCCCCGAGGACGAGUCUUGUGGGCCGGGAGCCUUUCCCCUUGCCCUCGAUCCCAGCUCCAACCUGCAUGGACUCUGUGGAGGGAUACUAUGAGGAGGCCCAGCCGUAUGAGGAAACAGCCAACGACGAUGGUGAGGCGGUGAGCAGUUCCUACGAGUCGUAUGACGAGGAGGAGGUGACCAGAGGGAAGUCGGCGCAGCAUCAGUGGCCAUCAGCAGAAGCGUCCAUCGAACUGAUGAAGGAUGCGCGGAUCUGUGCUUUCCUGUGGAGGAAGAAGUGGCUGGGCCAGUGGGCCAAACAGCUGUGUGUCGUUAAAGACCAGCGCCUCCUGUUUUACAAGAGCUCCAAGGAGCAGACCCCUCUGUUGGACGUGAGCCUGGUGGGCUGCAGCGUGGUCUACAAGGAGAAGCAGCUGAGGAAGAAGGAGCACAAGCUGAAGAUUAUCCCCGUGGGAGGCGAGACCAUCGUGCUGGGGCUGCAGAGCAAAGAGCAGACGGAGCAGUGGUUGAAGGUCAUCCAAGAGAUCAGUCCAAGACCGGCUGAGAGCUGCGAUCCCCAGCACUUUGACUCCCCCAGACUAAUCUGCACUAAGGGGGACCUAAGUGAGAGACAUUCGGUAGCUUCAGAGAGUGGCAGCAGCACUGACAGCCAUGCGGAGACCCCAGACACAAAAGAUGUGAAGAAAAAAUACGGGGCAAGCCUCAAGCUCAGCAACCUCAUGAACAUCGGCAAAAAAAAGCCCUCCUCCAUGGAGAGCCCGGAGAAAUGUGUCGACACCUCAGGCUAUCUCAAUGUGCUGGUGAACAGUCAGUGGCGGACCCGCUGGUGUCUGAUUAAGAACGGACAGCUGUGGUUUUACCAGGAUAAGGGCAAGACCAAGGUGAGCCAGCCAGCCUUGCCCCUGGAAGGCUGCAGUGUUGUGCCGGACCCCAGCCCCGAACACCUCUACUCAUUCAGGAUUGACUUGGACGGGACGCAGAUAGCCACUCUAGAGGCUAAGUCAUCGGCAGACAUGGGCCACUGGCUGGGCCUCUUGCUGUCCCAGACAGGGGCAAAGACCGACCCAGAAGAGCUGACGUAUGACUACGUCAACUCUGAGAGGAUCUCCAGCAUCGUCAAUGCAGCCAAGACGUCCUUAUACUUGAUGCAGAGGAGGUACUCGGAGCCCAACACCUACAUAGACAGCUUGCCAUCUGUCCCUCACCCCUCGGAUGAGCUGUACGACGACGUGGCAUCCAUAGGAGCUGAGCCCGAGGAUGCUGAGGAGGCUGGCCUGCUUGACGACGAGGACAACAGCGUUCAAGAAGAUAAUGAACUGUGCACUCAGGAUGCUAAGGAGGAUUUGGGUACAAAGCAGGAUGCUGAAAAACGAAUUUACCUUGACCUCACACCCGUACGUUCCUUCCUCCAUACGUCCUGCAACAGUAAAGGCCCGUCACAAAAAGAAAGCUCCGAACAGUCCCAAGCCCCAACGAAUGAACAGCAGGCCCCGCCAAAAAGAGAGCUUGACUUAUCCAACCAAAUGGAGCCAGAUUCUUCACAUACAACAAAUAGCACCAGUAAACCGGAGCAAGAGUGUCCCCUGGACCCUAGCCCACCCCGACCCCAGCUCCACCAACUGAAGACCUCAUCCGAAAGCCAGGAACCUCUGAACAAGAGUGGCUCUGGCCCACAGAUCCAGAAAGCCCCUACGAAUCCUGCAGGGAUGGCUCAGAGUUCCUCUAGCCUUCCUGCUCACGGCUCCCAAAAUCUCCGAGCCAGGAGCACCGGCAGCGGAGACAGACCCAAGGCCUACACCAUAGGGUGCCCUGGAGCAGUGGAGGGAAAACUUGGCAAGAAUCGCACAGAGGCGGAUAUGCGUCGCUACACCGAUGAGCGGGACCGCCUGGAAAAAGAGAGGGAGGAGGUGAGGAGCUGUCUGGCAAACCUGAAGAAGGAGAGGAGGGAGACCAAAGAAGGCCUCAGCGCCUGUCAAGAUCCCAGGCUGCAGGCCUCCCUUGAGGCCAGCUUGAAGCAGAAUGAGGAGGCCUCUCGAGAGGCGGAACGGCAAAGGGUGGAAGUGGAACUGCAGCUGGUGGAAGUAAAGGAGAGCCUGAGGAAGGUGGAGGCAGGACCUUUCACACUCGGCACCACACUUGACAGCAGCCUCCAGGAAACACCCAUGGUUAAAGCAGCCUCUGUGGCCUCUCCUCAAACGCCUGCAUCCCAGUCCUCCAGUAGCAGCAGUGGGUAUCCAUCCUCUCCAGUUAACUCCGCCACUGCACUUAAGAACAGACCCGCCUCGAUCAUGGCCACCAGCAAAGGCAAUGUCCUGCAGAAGGCUAAGGAGUGGGAGAAGAAAUCAACCAACUAAAAGAAGCACACAUGCCUUUCCACCUCCCAUGACCUCUAAGGUCAUCUUGUUUGUCUCCUACGGGUCCGCUGUGCUGUACCCGAGCUACUUUGGAUCAGAACCCAAGGAGCUCUGGACCCUCUACCCUCAUCAGAAAGAGCCGCUCACAUAGAGGCACCAGCUGCCGCACUGACACACGUCAAUGGACAAUUUUACUUUCAGUGUCUCAAGUUGGUAUUUGCUCUUCCCGUAAAGGGACAAUUGCAUUUUGGCCAGUUGAAUUGUGAUGAGGAUGCACACAUGGGAUGUUUUUAUCAAUGGAAAUAACAUACAAAUGUGAAACCACUGAAAGCCUGUUUUGUAAAGCAGCAUGUUAUAUAAAAGAGACAUGUUUUUUCUAAAUUAGCCAUUUGAUACAAUAUAGAUUUUAGCUUGGUUCAUAUACGCUAGUAGCCAAGAUGUAAAUAUAUUUCCACCAUUAUUGUUCAGCUUUUGACAUGUUGUAUUGGUAGCUACAAAUGCACUUUUUAUUCAAAUAAAAACUUAGUACUG